This is a messenger RNA of Cylas formicarius (sweet potato weevil), 768 nucleotides long. RefSeq names its product YEATS domain-containing protein 4 (gene Gas41). The record is from RefSeq and is a predicted model, not a curated record. The coding region runs from base 85 to 768 and encodes 227 amino acids. The transcript is spliced from 4 exons. Gene Ontology annotation, biological process: regulation of DNA-templated transcription. Lineage: Eukaryota; Metazoa; Arthropoda; Insecta; Coleoptera; Brentidae.
UUGUAACAAAAAGAAGACGUAACCUACAAAAUUCUGGAAUUGUUAGAAAAUUUCUAUUAAACAAAAAUUGUUUAUAUAUCUAAUAUGAGUUUACCUACUGAUUUUGGACCGGAUUCCGGAGGUCGAAUGAAGGGUGUUUGUAUUGUUAAACCAAUUGUAUAUGGCAAUAUCGCAAGAUAUUUCGGUAAAAAGCGGGAAGAAGAUGGCCAUACCCAUCAGUGGACUGUAUAUGUUAAACCUUACAACAAUGAAGAUAUGUCUGCUUAUGUUAAAAAGGUUCAUUUCAAAUUGCAUGAAAGUUAUGCCAAUCAAAAUCGAAUUGUAGUCAAACCUCCAUAUGAAAUUAGCGAAACCGGAUGGGGCGAAUUUGAAAUUGUUAUUAAAAUCCAUUUUCAUGACCCAAAUGAAAGACCAGUUACAAUGUAUCACAUACUCAAACUCUUUCAUUCGGGAAAUACACAAGAUAUUGGAAUAGAACAAAAUAAAGGUUUAGUAUCGGAAAGUUAUGAUGAAAUUGUAUUCCAAGAUCCUACUCAACUUAUGCACCAUUUGUUGACAAAUACCAAACCUCUAACAUUAGGCAGGUGGGAGCACAAUACAGACUUUGAAAAUCGCAAAGAUAAAACUUUGAAAGCGAUCAUUGAAGCCAAACAGAAAAUAAAAUCAGAAAUAGCUAUUUCAAAAACCAAACUGAAGCUUGCCAAGGAAACUAUUCAACAGUUUAAAGAAGAAAUUGCUAAAGUCCAGAAUGGUCAGUACACAAUGUAA